Messenger RNA from Diospyros lotus (date-plum), 2598 nucleotides. RefSeq lists its product as uncharacterized. Gene Ontology annotation, biological process: protein transport. The record is from RefSeq and is a predicted model, not a curated record. NCBI's taxonomy places the organism in Eukaryota, Viridiplantae, Streptophyta, Magnoliopsida, Ericales, Ebenaceae.
AUCAAAUUUGAAAUUUAGUCCCGCAACCCACUUUCCACUUUCUAGUUUCUACAGCUCUCGCUAUCGCUUCGUCUACUGUAUACAUACAUCAACACAGCACAUGUGCUCUUAUAUAUAUAUAUAUAUACAUAUAUAUACAGGAGCUGCUUUUAGGUGGAUCUAAACGCUUGAUUCAGCUCUGAAUCGUCGACCGGAGAGCAAAAGAGAUCGGAGAUGUUGGACGGACUGCUAGGCCGAGGUUUCAGCUCCAAAUGUAAAUCGUUGAUUAAGCAGACGAGGAUCCGAAUCGAUGUGCUGCGCCGGCGUCAGGAGGCGACACAGAGGUUUCUGAAGGGCAAUCUCGCUCAGUUACUCACUAACGGCCUCGAUAUCAAUGCCUUCGGAAGGACUGAAGAAUAUUUGGCUGGACAAAAUCUCUUGUCAUGUUAUGAUUUUAUUGAGCAGUCCUGCGAAUACAUGGUGAAGCAGCUUUCGCUUAUGCAAAAACAGAGGGAAUGCCCUGAGGAAUGCAGGGAAGUUGUGGGAUCCCUCAUGUUUGCAGCAGCAAGAUUUUCUGAUUUUCCAGAAUUGCGUGACCUCCGGGAUACAUUUCAAGAGAGAUAUGGAACUUGUUUGGAACAUUUUGUUAAUCAUGAGUUUGUUGAAAAAUUAUCUUCACGGCCUGCAAAAAUGGAGAAGAAAAUCCAGUUGUUGGAAGAAAUUGCAUUAGAGUUCUCAAUAAAGUGGGAUUCCAGGGGUUUUGAGCAGAGGAUGUGUAAUCCUUCUGCAUUUGCACAGGAGCAACCUAAGAAAUAUGGGCCCGUCAAUGACCAUGAAGAUAAAUACACAUUACCUAAUGGAACUGACAAAAAGAAGGAUAAACUCAGUAGUUAUUCAUCUAAAGACAAGAGAGAGCUUACUGGUCAGAAACACAAAGUGCAGAAUGCCUUGGAGGAUAAUCAGUCGAAGAGGAAUGAGUUUGAUCAGCAGCUCUUUGGGAGAGAGGAAUUAAUUGGUAGAAAUCACAAACCACAAUUUGGUAGUGAACAAACUAUCCCUAGAAGAGACAAGCAUGGCAUUCCACUUGGAGGAAGACGAGAAUUAGCUGAUGAUAAGUGUGAUUUGUCGUUAACAAAUGGGGAGGAUGGUGACCCAAAAAGAGGUAGACCAGGCAGUUCGUUUCGUGGAAAGAGGCCAGAUUUUGUUGAUAAUGGGUAUGAAGUGCAUAGCAAUAGGGUGAAUAAUGUUACCAAAGGGAGCGCCAGGGCUCCUCAUUUGAUGCAAAACCAGAAAAUGCUGCUAGAGUUGCAGGCAUUCCAAGUAGGCGUGAUGGUACCUCUUCAGCUGGCCAUAAUGUUUAUGGCCAACCAGACACUGCAACCUCAGCAAGAAAAAUUCAGGAGGAAGAACCAGAUAGGUCAAAGCCCUUCACCAGUAAUGCCCUCCCUCCGCCCUAUCUCAAAUCGAGAGAUAAACUGGUCCCUCCGCCUUAUACUAAACCGAAAGAUAGGAAACAUGGAGUUAAUGCAGAAGCUAAAACUUCAAGUUCUGACUACAACGCGGUGCCCAUGGACCCUUCUACAAGUAAGAGAGACAAUGCAGUUGGUACGUCAGAGAAUAUCCAUGAAAAGGAUUCUGAACUCUAAGGAUCAGAUUGCUGGGACUGCAGGACCCAAUCACCACGGUCAUGAGAGAGAUUCACCUUAUUGGGAUAAUGUACCUUUGCCAAAACCAAAAUCAAUGAGAAGGAAACACCCAAAAUCAUCAUCCAGUCGUGAUGAUGCUGGUAAUUCUGAAGAUGCGGGAGUUGUAAAGAGAAGGUCAAGUAGCAGGAGAAGGGACGACUCAAGAAGGGGCUUGCAAAUCUUGUUUGACGAUCAUCGUAGAACAGAUGAAGAGGAAAGGGUGAUAGACAAACUGCUGCUCCAUUACAGUAGCAAACCGUCAACGUAUGGACCGGAGAAGGUAACCAGAAAGUCUAAAGCUCAUGCUUUGCAUCAGAGAGCCACUGAUACUGGCGACAACCCUCAUCGUAGCAGAGAUGGACCUGAUUUGCAGGUAGAAGUGGCUUCUCCUCCCAACAGAUCUGUUUCUCUGCCUCGAGAACAAACUACUCCAGCAGAACCGGUGAAAGUUUUUACUCGCGCCAAUUCAUUUCAGCCAGAUCAGCCAGCAAAGCAUGUCCAUCCCAAAUUACCAGACUACGAUGACUUAGCUGCCCGGUUUGCAGCCCUGAAAGGGCGAUGAAGGGUAAAUCAAUACCAACUUAGAAAAUCCGGAUCUUAUACUAUGUUAACGUGACUCCUAUACAGUUAUCCGCCAACACAUCUUUUACCUACAAGUUUGUUGCCUUGUUGCUGGGAGCACAGCGAGGACUGAUGCUGCUGCUGCUGCUGGCAGGAAGGGUUAUGCUCAGAGUCACCGAGAUCAAAUGUUCUGUAUCAUGGUUUGAUUUCAAUAUGCGUGCUCCUUGUUUGUGAUGUAACAGAUGUUGUUUGUUGCCAUAAUAUGAUGAUUUUUGACUGCAAAAAGCUAGUUCUAUUUGUAUGAUGUGUUUGUUUUAUUAACUAAUUUAUGAAAGGUUGAGGGCUGAAAGAAAGUGAGAAAUUUUAGUAUAUA